AUGAACGUCGACGACCUGGCGGUGGCCCUGGGCAAGGCGACGCUGGACUGCCUCAACCCGCGCGGCCCCCUCGCGCAGUACGCGCAGGUGCGCGACGUGUGCACGCUGAGCAUCCUGGUCAAGUCCGCGACCAAGGGGCCCGCGGUGGUCAACGCCGACGACUCGCGGGAGACCGCCGCGGUGCGCGCGGCGGCGAACGCGCUGGUGACGUCGUACGACGAGCUGGGUAAGGAGCUCGCGAAUGAGACGACGGGCGGGGCGCGGGCGGCGGCGUUCGAGGCGUCGCGGGCGAGGCUUCGGGACACGGCGGCGGCGCUGCUGGAUUGCUUCCGACUCGACGACAGGUUCGCGGGGCCGAUCCGAUCGGACUUUCCCGACUUGUUCGGCGCGUGA
Molecule: messenger RNA, 393 nt
Organism: Micromonas commoda
Lineage: Eukaryota; Viridiplantae; Chlorophyta; Mamiellophyceae; Mamiellales; Mamiellaceae
Exons: 1
Coding region: 1-393 (130 amino acids)
Source: RefSeq, a predicted model, not a curated record